AGUUCUUGGUUCAAACUCAAAAGCCACUCCUCCUUCCCUUCCUUUUUCUCACUGCAAAAGGAAGCCUACCCCCUACUCUCUCUCUCUCUCUCUCUCUACAAUCUACAAUUCCGCCAUGAAAACAGAGAUAGAAAGCCUAUGGUUAUUUGCCCUGGCCUCCAAAUGCAGAGCUUUCUCUUUCGAAAGCAUUGCAUGCACGCUUCUCAUCGUCUCCCUCACAUGGCUUCUCACCUCUCUAAUUUACUGGUGUCACCCGGGCGGCCCAGCAUGGGGCCGCAACAUCAAAACAAUCGGCCCCUUCUCGAAAAAGAACACCAUUCCGGGGCCCAGAGGUCUGCCUCUCAUAGGCAGCAUGUCCCUCAUGACCUCCCUGGCCCACCGCAAAAUCGCCUCCGCCGCCCUAUCCCUCAACGCCGCGCGCCUCAUGGCCUUCAGCCUCGGCCAAACUAGAGUCGUGGUCACGUGCCACCCCGACGUCGCCAGAGAAAUCCUCAACAGCUCCGUCUUCGCCGACCGCCCCGUCAAGGAAUCCGCCUACUCCCUUAUGUUCAACCGGGCCAUCGGGUUCGCCCCCUACGGCGUCUACUGGAGGACCCUCAGGCGUAUCUCCGCCACCCACCUCUUCUCCCCCAAGCAAAUUAAGGCCUCCGAGGCCCAGAGGAGGGACAUAGCUUCUCAAAUGGCGGCAAUGUUCGGAACCCACAAGGAGAAACUGGCGGUUCGUGACGUGAUCAAGCGGGCGUCGCUGAACAACAUGAUGUGCUCUGUUUUUGGCAGGAAGUACGAGCUCGAAUUCGGCUCCGUGGACAAUGAGGUCGAGGAGCUCAAGGGGUUGGUCGACGAAGGCUACGAUUUGUUGGGUAUGUUAAAUUGGUCCGAUCAUCUUCCCUGGUUGGCCGGUUUUGAUGCCCAGAAAAUCCGGUUUAGAUGCUCCAAUCUCGUCCCCAAGGUGAACCGGUUCGUCUCCAAAAUCAUUUCCGAGCACCGAACCGGUCUCAAAUCCGAAAAAGACGAAAAGGCCCCUGACUUUGUCGACGUCCUGCUUUCCCUCCAAGGACCUGAUAAGUUGUCCGACUCCGAUAUGAUCGCCGUUCUUUGGGAAAUGAUAUUUAGAGGGACGGACACGGUGGCGGUUCUGAUCGAGUGGAUUCUGGCGAGGAUGGUUCUGCAUCCCCAAGUCCAAUCGACGGUCCACGACGAGCUAGACAAAGUUGUUGGCAGGUCACGAGCCGUCGAUGAGACAGAUAUCUCCCAGCUGGUGUAUCUGACGGCUGUGGUGAAAGAGGUCUUGAGGAUGCACCCACCGGGCCCACUUUUAUCUUGGGCCCGCCUGGCGAUCACAGAAACAACGAUAGAUGGGUAUCAUGUGCCCGCGGGGACCACAGCCAUGGUGAAUAUGUGGGCCAUUUCGCGGGACCCGGAAGUCUGGGCGGACCCACUGGAGUUUGACCCCGAGAGGUUUGUAGCCCGGGAAGGAGAGCAGGAGUUUUCCGUUUUCGGCUCGGAUCUUAGGCUUGCACCGUUUGGGUCGGGUAGGCGGACUUGCCCGGGAAAGGCUCUGGGAUUGACGACGGCGACGUUUUGGAUAGCUUCGCUGUUACACGAGUACGAAUGGCAAUCGUUGGAUGGGAAUACCGUGGACUUAUCGGAGGUGCUGAAGCUGUCGUGUGAGAUGGCGAACCCUCUGGUUGCCAAAGUGCGCCCCAGGUUAAACCUAGCUCACUGAAGCUUUUAGUAGUAGUAGUAAAAGAAGAAGAAAGUAAAAGUGAAAGAGGUUUGUGCAGGGGGUUAAUGAUUCAAGGGGCAUAUACCCUUUACUUGUUUGGAUAUGUUGUCUAGGUCUAUCACUAUCUUGGAUGCCAAGGUAGGUUAAAUCUUAAUUUAUGUAAGUAAUGGUGAAAAUCAAUACAAGUUUGAGUUUCCUAAA
This is a messenger RNA of Malus domestica (apple), 1927 nucleotides long. RefSeq names its product cytochrome P450 78A9-like. The record is from RefSeq and is a predicted model, not a curated record. Gene Ontology annotation, molecular function: heme binding; iron ion binding; oxidoreductase activity, acting on paired donors, with incorporation or reduction of molecular oxygen. Lineage: Eukaryota; Viridiplantae; Streptophyta; Magnoliopsida; Rosales; Rosaceae.